AUGGCAGAGAAGUCGUCCUCGCAGUUCCCACCGCCGGUACAGCGCAAAACCUCGCUGAGCAUCCACGAUGCACGCAUCGCUGGCCUCUACGAUUUGCAGAAGACCAUCGGCAAGGGCCACUUCGCCGUCGUCAAACUUGCAAAUCAUGUCUUCACCGGUGAAAAGGUGGCCGUGAAAGUUAUCGACAAAACGAAGUUUGACUCGUCCAUGGCAUCGCACUUGAUGAAAGAAGUUCGGUGUAUGAAAUUGGUGCAGCAUCCGAACAUUGUUCGCCUGUAUGAAGUGAUUGACACACAAACAAAAUUGUUUCUAAUUCUCGAAUUAGGAGAUUAUGAUAUGUACGAUUUCAUCAUGAAAAACGCCGACAGGGGCUGUCCAGAGCCUGAGGCGCAGCAGUAUUUUUGUCAAAUUAUAAAAGCAAUAGACUACUGUCAUCAGUUACAUGUUGUACAUCGCGAUUUAAAGCCCGAGAAUGUUGUGUUUUUCGAGCGCUUGGGAAUGGUCAAAUUAACGGAUUUUGGAUUUAGCAAUAAAUUCACCCCAGGCGAGCAACUUGAAACAGCAUGUGGCAGUUUAGCUUAUUCAGCUCCAGAAAUAUUGCUGGGAGAUGCUUAUGAUGCACCAGCCGUUGAUGUUUGGUCAUUAGGAGUGAUAUUAUAUAUGUUAUUAUGUGGUCGUUUACCGUUUCAAGAAGCGAAUGAUUCGGAGACAUUGACGAAGAUACUGGAUUGCAAAUAUUCAUUGCCGGACAGCCUUUCACCACACGCUCGACAUCUUAUCUCGAGAAUGUUGGUAAAGGAUGUGAAAAAGCGUGCAAGCUUGAAAGAAAUAUCCGAAAGUCCUUGGGUACGUGCAGGUGAUCUCGGCCUGGCGCAAAUUCUUCCUUUGGUCGGACGCGAUGUUUUACCGGAAAAUGCGCACACAACAAUAAUCGAACAAAUGGUUGCUGGUGGUGUCGAUGUUGAAGAGAACAUUUUGAGGUUUGAUUAA
Gongylonema pulchrum is the source of this 990-nucleotide messenger RNA. The record is from the annotation of a GenBank genome assembly. Lineage: Eukaryota; Metazoa; Nematoda; Chromadorea; Rhabditida; Gongylonematidae.